Molecule: messenger RNA, 8942 nt
Organism: Eurytemora carolleeae
Lineage: Eukaryota; Metazoa; Arthropoda; Copepoda; Calanoida; Temoridae
Exons: 5
Coding region: 85-8307 (2740 amino acids)
Source: RefSeq, a predicted model, not a curated record
UUUUGAAUGUUUUUCAGAGAAAACAUCAUAUAUAAAAGCAGAAUUUUGAGACUUAAGAGUUACUGCUAACACUAGCUCUGAGGAAUGGAAAGAUCAAGACCAGAUCCUUGGCCUGAUUAUGAAUACAGAUCCAACUCUGAAAGUUUUGAAUCCGGAUUAGACCGAAGUAGGCCCAGAUCUAGAUAUGAGGGCAGCCGAUCAAGAUCAAGAUAUGAACAAAGUCCCCCAAGGGAAAGAUCUGAAUACGAGACAAGGAGAAGUUAUGAUUUCAGUCCAAGGAGAGACGACAGGGAAACUGGGGCUGGUUACAGGUUGGAGAGAUCCCAGAGUAGGUAUGAGAACAGAGAAGAGAACAUUCUUAGUAUGUCUCCAAGAUAUAGAGAGGAGGAGGAUUUUACCCGCCAAACAGGUAGAAGAGAAGAAUAUUAUUUUGAAGAAAGAACUGAUCGUAGAAAUCGAAUUGCUGAAGAUUUUGAUAAUAGAGAAAAUGAUGGAUAUUCGGCCAGGUUUCCAAAUUCUUCUAGAUAUCAAGACGUUGAAGAUGUAUCGCAUAGAUCCAGCUAUGUAGAUAGGAUCACAGGACCCCUACGAAGUAACAAAUUUGUUUCCCCUCCUAGAAGAAUAGUAUAUGAAGAGUCUAAAACAAAUCCCUUUGAUCGACUAGGACCCAAGGCGGAAGUGUCUGAUGAUGAAUUUUACAGCACAGACAGAAUAGAUGAUAAUCUCUGUGAGAGUUCUAGAUUUGGUAAUUUACACAGUUCUUGGACAGAACAUAAACCAAAUUUAGAUAUAAAUUAUAGAAUUUUUAGCAGAGACAGAGAUAAUGAGUACAGUGGAGAUCACAUUACACAACCUUCUUAUGCUGAAGCAUUUUCCAGAGAAAAUUACAUGGAAGACUUUGAAACAUUUCCCCAGCAAACAGUUUCCAUGGUCAGACAAGAAUUCCAGGAAAGACAAACUGCUUCACCAGUACAAGAUUUUUAUCCUGAAAGGGAUGUUUCAGUUGGCAGACAAUAUUCCCAGUUCAGACAUGCCUUCUCAUCCUCAACAAGUACAUCAGAAUCAGAAGCUACAAGAAGAAAUAUUCAGGACAAAUCAGACUUUCCAGGAGGAAGUAGGCAAGUUGGAGGAACAUAUGAUGAAUGGGAACAGUCUCCUUGUAAAGAUAGACUCAAAUCAGUCAGAGAUUCUCAAGAACUCAUGCGAGAUCGAGGGGGAAAUAGAAAACUAGACAGGGGAGAAUUUUCAUUAAGAAGAGGCGAAGAAGCUAAAAGGCGAAAUUCAUAUGGAGGAAGAGAACAAGCAGCAAGAAUUGGAAAGUUUGAGGGUAGCAAACAUGUAGAAAGAAUGGAUUAUCCGACCGCGAGAAAGCAGAUUGAAGAAAGAGAACAACAAGAAAUAAAAAGAGACUAUCCAGAAAAUAUUGAACCUUUGAAAAGAAGGGAUGGACUAGAUCAAGAAAGAUACCGUAAUCAACGUUCUGUAGAUCAUCAAAACAGAUUCUCAUCACCUUUGCCAAAAAUAUCCAUGUCAGAAGACAAAGUUCCAGGCACUAAAAGAAAAUUGUCCUCAGAUUUAAGUCGUUCUACUUCUAGGGGUCGUUCAGAAGCUAUUAAAGAAAGAAGAGGCAACCAAGACAAAACAAAAUCAUCUGGAAGAAGUUCUUCAGACAGAAAAUAUCAUCUGGGAAAAAGAGUAUCUUCAGGAUCAAUAGGUUUAAAGGGGAAAAGAAAGAACAAUGAAGCUCCUAGAUCCUCUAUGAUGGACUUAACUGAUUCAAGAAGAUUAUCGAGAACUUCUUUUCAACCAUCUGAUUCCAGAAACUCAACCUCAACCAGAAGAGCCAACUCGCCAAAUAAAGUUGAAAAUGUCUCAGUGAAGAAGAAAAAAAUGGAUGAAGCAGACAAAUUGAGACUAUUGCUUUUAGAAGAGGAGUUGAAAAGGACCAAAGAAAAAUUGAUGAAAACCGAAAUGAAGGAGAAUAAGGACAUGCUCGUAUCAAGAAGGGAUGUCCAGUUAGAUAAACAUCAAAUAGAUAAACCUAAGCUACCAUCAAAGCUAUAUGAAACAGAGUGUUUUGUUGUGCUUGUGCAAGACAUGACUGAGUGUGGAAUUGUAGAGAUGGUAGGAGGAGAUGGAACACAUGUAUAUGCAUUUUUUUAUAAACAUGAUGCUAUAACUAGCCAGGAUGGCAAUGAUAAAAUGUCUGUCAAGUUUCCAAUUGGAUUAAAACUGAAAGCAAAUGCUUGGCUUGUAAAUGAAGAUAAUAAGAUACCAUAUAUCAUUGCACGUUUGUGGUCACCUGAUAUUAUUCUUCCAAGCUCAAUUAUGUCCAAGAUCAACAACAUAGAACCUGAACAGAGUAUAAUGAGAAUGUACACAUCAUUGAGCCCAGAUCUUUCAUGGAAACUACCCACCAACAGAUGUCUGCCACGAAACAGGGAUGAAAUUGUUAUGUAUGAAGACCACAUUAAAGCUUCUAAAUCUGAUGAUUCAUCUUUUAGAAGAAGAAACUUGAGCAGUGAUGUUGAUGUUGUCAUAAUUCCAGACAUAAUCAGAACAAACCUGUUGAAUUCUCCUCCUAAAAUUUCGCCAAUAAAUAGGGAAACACAUAUUGUAAACUUUGAAGAAGAGGCGCGAAAAAAACUUAUGUUAUUAUCUGCUCAUUCCUAUACUGGUAGAAAUAGUAAUAUUCAACAAAAUAAGAAAGAAACUGAAGAAGUCUCAAAAAGUAAUUUUGCAAAAGGUACACAUUCUUGUCCUCCGCCUCCCUCAAGUCAUUUUUUCAAUCAGGCUAUAAGCACCAAUCUUCAACAAAUUGAAGCUAUGAAAACUGAAGCAUCUGGAAAUAUGACUGCUGAUAGCACAAAGUUAUGCCCUCCACCUCCAUCAGGUCAUUGUUUUACCUACCAGGAUAAGAGUACCAAUUUCCAACAAAACAUAAAGGUAACAGAAGUAUUUGGAAAUUUGCCUGAAAAACAAGUCAAAGUACAGCCACCACCUUCACAAGGUCAUAACAUUUUUUAUGAUGAUGAAAAAAAUAAUAUGCAUCACAAUGUGGCAGUUACAGGAGUAUAUGGAAACGUGUCUGCUGACAGUGAUGGAUUAUGCCCUCCACCUCCCCCUGGUCAUUUUUUUACCCAUCAGGAGAAAACUAGUAACUUUCAAUCAAAUAUGGAGGCAACUAAUAAAUUUGUAAAUAUUCCUGCAAAUAGUGCCAAUGUCCAAAUAUGUCCUCAACCUCCCCAGGGACAUAUUUUUACCCAUCAGGAUGAAGGUACAUAUACCCAGCAAAAUAUGCAGAAAACAAAAGAAUUUAGAAACAUGUCUGUAGGGAAUGCUGAGUUUGGCACUCAAUUCCCACCUCCACAUCUGGUUAAAGGCAUUACAUAUAAAGAAAAUAUGCAGAAAACAGAAGAAUCCAUAAAUAGUGUUGUGACUAAUGUAGUGUUUUGUCCUUCAAAAUCAUCAGGUCAAUUUAAGACAGAACAGAAAGAUCUGACAAAUACAACUUAUCAUAAUUCUCUCUCAGCCAACACCAAUUACACUUGUUUAAAUUCUGUGUUUACACAGUCUCAGGUUGCAAAACAAGCUUUUCCAACCAGACAGGGAUCUAUGAUUGCUCUUCAUGAAAAACCUUCACCUCAGUCUUCACAUGUUCAAUAUUCUGUACCACUAACAUCACCAUCACUUGGUGAAGAAUCAGAAUAUCAAGAAAGUUACCUUAACUAUGAAGCUGGCAAAAACCAAUCCUCAGAUUAUGCCAAUCUUCAGUUAGCUCCAUGUUUUGGUAAACCUUUGCCCACAACUUUAUUGGAAAAGAGUCAUCAUACAUCUCCACAUCAUAAAAGUGAAUUAAACACUGAAGAUAUCCCAAUAUUUGGCAAACAAAUGCCUAAGAGUGCAAUAAAGACAAGUUUUCAUUUUCCAUCAAGAUCAAUUGCAGCAGAAAAAAUGUUUGAAGAAACUCUGUCUGAUAAUUCUUUGAAAGUAUCCAUGCAUUUAAAGAAAUUGUCAAAAGUUAGAUCAAGUGAAAUUUUUCUUGACAAUGACAACAGUGACAUUGAAACUCCAGAAGAUGAGACUGAAGUUCUUUUUGGAAAACCAAUUAAUGAUAAGGAUAAAUAUGAACAAUUUACCCUGAAAGUUGAUUCAUAUAUAUCUAAUAUUGGAAUUUUAAAAAUUUCUUCAUCCCAAAAGGUAAUAUUCCAUGCCAAUCAGGUUUGGGUGAAGCAGCCUUGUUCUAUUAGAGCUUAUUGUCCUUUUUUGGAGAUAUUCCCAUUAGACUGUUUAGAAAAAGAAAUUCCAAUUGGAACUCAAGUUCGUUGCCUUGCCUUAAAAGUUUCCAAGACAUACUAUCAAGCAGUUGCCUUAUGGAAAGAAAACAACCAUGAUUUUCCUCCCAGAGCUUUAGAAAUAGCAAGGGACUCAAAGAGUGAACUUAAGCAAGUCUUUGAUGAGUUUGUAUUCCCUACUGGUUCCAAAUAUUGUGGUGAUAUUGGUGAGCCAAGGCCAUAUCUGAAGGGAUAUAUUCAGGAUUACAUAACUUAUGAACUUGGCAUCAUAAAAGUUAACUAUGGUGAAGCAGACAACCGUUAUGAUAGUGCUUUGUUCCACCUCAACCAAGUUUGGACAGCAUGCAAAAGAGGUGGAUUUUCAAUCUUGAAGGAUUCUAUUCACAAAAGCCCCCCCAAUCUCUGCUUACCUGUUGGAACAGAAGUUUGCUUUGUUUACAGAGAUUUACCAUGUGAAUCUAGUCAUUUAAAGUUUCAAGCUUAUGCAGUUUGGAAAAACACUGAUAAUUUCAAACUUCCAAGGCAGAUUGGAUCUAUAUUCAACGAAUACACUGCUUAUUAUUCUGAGAAAAGAAAUCAAGAGAACCUUAUUGUUGAUUUGAAUUGCAAGCAUGACUUAUUAAAACAGCACUCUAAACUGUAUUCUCCAAAUCCUUAUGUGAUCCCUGUAGUCCUUAAUGGACUUCCAGAAAACUGGGUUGCUGUGAUCUCAGAUUUAUAUAAUUGUGGUUUUGGAUUGAUCAAGAUUUCACAUUUAGAACCAGGAAAAGACCUGUCUGCUGCACUGAAGUUAGAUGUACCUGAUCUUUAUUGUGUUUUUCACUAUUCAACCUUUUUUCUGAAAAAUGGAAAAUGUUGUUCUAAUAAAGACAAAAAUCUGAUCAGACAAGGUGAUCAUGUGAACUUAAUAGCAAGGUCUAUUAUUCCUGAGCAGUCAAGUGCUUCUAUUUUAAGAGUGGUCAAGGCCCAUAUGCAAUUUGGUUCUAAGUUGCCAUACAUCAGUAUGCAAGCUAUAGUUGUCGUUCAUGAAUCCUCUGAACAGUCUUAUUAUAGCCUUCCAGAUAAUGUCCCUCAACCUGUUGUAAUGAACAUGAAGCCCAUCUCAUUUAAUUCAGAUCAGAAUAAUACCCAAGUUUACAUGAACAUCAAUCUGAUGGACACCCUAAAAACUCAACUGUACAAACAAAUACUUCUGAAUGGUCUUUUCAAGAAAAGAGUUAUUUUGACAGGGGUAGAUAAUUUUAUGAGGAAUUUUGAACUAAACCCUGUUAUAGAGCCUUGUGACCGUGACAAGUUGUAUCAAGAAUUAGACACUAACAGGACCAGAGACUUGAUAUUUGGAGCUUUUAGGCAACAUGUUAGUUAUGGAAAUUUUAAUUUCCCAGCUCUUCUGCAGGAUGUGUCAUGCCAAAUUGCACACAUUUCAUUUCAUUAUCGGUAUCAACCAACUGAAGGCAUUCUUUCUAUAGAUCUGGAUGGAACAAAGGUUCAAGCUUAUGUAGAAUUUGCUAACUUGAAAUUAGCAGGUUUAAAUGCAUUGCCUCCACUUAGAAUAGAGGAAAUAGCUCCAGUUUAUAUGAAUCUUGAGUUUAAAUGUGUUGCCCAUCUUGUUACUACAGUUGGAUGUGUUCAGUAUGUUUGCACCAACAUUUAUUCUAAGCAUCACAAGUUUCAAGGGCCCCUUCCUGCUGUAAGUCCAGCAAAGUUAUGCAAUUAUCAGUCUGCCAUGAAAAGAUUGUGUCCAAAUGAUCCUGUUUCUGCUUGUGUUACACAGACAGGUUCACUGAAUAUUGGUAAACCUGCAGGACCUGUAAUUGAGUCUAGCGAUUUUAGACAGACCUCAACGUGUAAUAUUUCCCAGUCUCAAAACUGUAUUACUGACAUAAAAAAGUUAGGCACUGUAAACACAGGAAAAUAUGAUUCUUCGCCUCCUCAUCACCACCUUGUAGAUAAACCUCUUACUAAUGAUUCAGAAGCACUGAAGAUUUUUGGGCAACAAUUUCCUAGCAAAGAAAUCUUUCCAAGAAGCUCCCACACUUGUAAUUUGCCAAUGUCCUCUACUUUAAAGAAACCAGUACAGUCGCCAGAAGAUUAUGAUCCAGAGUCUGUGUAUGAUUCAGACUAUGAAUAUUCUGAAACUCCAAACGAAGGGGCUCUAAACAAAGAAAAAAAAUAUGAAGACCUUACAGAAUUUGAAAGACAAGUACAUGAUAAAAAAAAGACAAAAAAAGAGGAAUUUCUACAGAUGAAGAGAAAAGUCCGUUGGGCUAAACUUGUGUUACAAAUUGAGGUAAAAAAGAUUAUGAGAAGUCCAAACAAUUUUAUUUGUACCACAUGUGGAUUUGAAGGGGGACUAUCUGAAGCAGAAAAACAUCUGAAAGAGGACAUUCAUUGGGAUAACAUGUUUGAUGUUUAUUGUAAAGAACUUGAUACUGUUAAACCACAAACAUUUGGAAAUCAGAAAAGAUUGAUUGAAAAUAACAAGAGCAAGCCCAAACCUCUGAAUGUGUUUCAAAAUAGUAGUGAUGACGACUGUCUUGAGGGUGUUCUGGUUUCAGAGCCUGAGAAUUCUUCAGUACAAUCAACUCUAGAUGUGAAAGUUAAUAAAUCCAUCAAGUUUAAGCUUCAGUUUAAAGGCAAUGAUACUGAAAAAAGUGAAUGCUUGAGAACAACAUCUAGUAUGCCUUCUCCUAUCACAGCCUUUACAAAUACUGGAUCCAAUAUAUUAUUGCAAAAGACAGAAGCUAAUAUCUCUAACAUCAAUGUUAAGUGCUCAUCAAUUCAAGAUGGUGGAUUCACAGAUGAACCUAAACAAGUAAGUGACGCCUUCAACAUUUCAAAAUCUCCACUUGUAAAUUUUGAACUACCUGAGAUUUACAUGUUCACUGAAACUAAACUGUCAGAGAUGGGAAACUUUCAAGGUAAAAAUUCUCUGCUGAAGAAAGUUGGGGACUGUUUAGAAGGAGAUGCUCAAACCUUAAUAAAGUCAGAAUUCUCUAAUGUUGAAAAGAAUAUACUCAAAAUUACUAAUCAAGCUCAUUAUGUUUGCACGAAGAUGAGCUACUUGGAGAAAGAGCUACAAAGUUCUAGAGUUCACUACAAUGAGUGGUUUUGUAAAUAUUGUGGAAUUUGUUCUGAAGGUCAGGAAAUGGAGAAACAUUUGAAGUCAAAUUAUCAUUGGACAAAGGUAAUAAUUACAGCCUCUGGUCAAAACCAAAUGAGUAAGUCAUUGAAAACUGAUUCUGAUAUAAUUGAAGAUGUGUUUGGCAGAGUAAGUUUGGUCCUAAACGAGGUAGUUGCCAUCGUCUCAUUUAGACAUGAAAAUUCUUCCCUUCAUGCUGUAUUGGAUAUUUCUGGAAUAAAUAAUACUUCCAGCAGUAGAAUCAUUACAUCAAAAUCGGACAACAUGCUUACAGUGCUUAAGAAAGGCUAUCCUGUACGCAUGAAUUUAUGCUGCUCUUGGAAGACGUCUCAUAAGUUUUGGUACUAUGCUACAGCAGCCCACAUUGGAGAUCAAGCUGAUUGGAAACACCCACUUCCUAAACCUGAAACUGUGCAGUCAAUAAAAGAGAAUAAAAUUAGAGAACCCAUUUACAUUGCUUCUACAAGCUUUGUCAAGGCCAAUGAAGAACUGUUGAUCAAGAAACUCUCUAGUUCUUAUCCUGAGUAUCUUUUCAACCAGUUGGUGAAAAUUGUUUUAAUAUCUGAUGAUUAUUGCUUGGGUGAGAUAGAGAACAUUGACAAUGCACCUUUCUGUGUUAUUACAAGAGCUCUGAUAAAAAAUAACAGUAAUAAUGGUGACAUCAAGAAAGGGGAACUGUUCAAGAUUGGGGCUUAUUUAUUGGAUCAUGAGUCUCAAGCACCUUAUUUAUGCCAUGAUUUCUACCCUUAUUCAAACAGCAAAUGCAUUGAGCCAAUAAGACAUGCAGAACUAAAGCAGAAACAAAUUGACGUUUUCUCUUCAAUCAUAGCUAGCUCUUCAUUUGUUCAGCACAAAGAUUUGAGAAGAUGAUAUUGCCCGCUCGGUGAAACAGAUCAAUAAUGAGAGAGUAGUUUCAGUUCUUGAAGCCGAUCCUCGUAAUCUUAGCUUCUCAGCCCAGAAACCAUGCGUACAGCUCUUUGUUGAAUAUGUUCGAGACAGUUUAUAUCUGCUUGGGUCCAGGGUGACCAUGCUGGAGAACAAAAUUCAAGGUGAGGUCUAACAUAUUGCUUGUAGAGGUUUAUAAAUACAUGUCGGUCCCUGUAGUGGAAUGCUUUUGUUAUCAUUCCUAGAGCAGCAUUGGCCUUCCUGGCUGCUUCAGAGCAUUGUUUAGAGGGUUUUAAAUUGUUGCUAAUUGUUACACCAAUGUCACGUUCUGUAUCAGACUCUGAUAGUUUUUCACCAUUCAUAAAAUACUCUGCUUUUGAAUUAUUUCGUCCAAUAUGCAUAACCUUGCAUUUUUUAACAUUGAAGAGCAUUCCCCAUCUAGAGGCCCAACUACAAAUUUGGUUUAGACAUUCUUGGAGAUCAGCUCUGUCUUUGUCAUUGAUAAUUGUUUGCCCUAACUUUGUAUCAUCAGCGAAUUUUUUGAUUAGCUUGAUCAGGGUAGCAGCUCCAUCUAUAUCAUUAAUGAAUAUUAAGAAGGCUAGUGGUCCUAGAACUAAAGA